Messenger RNA from Odobenus rosmarus divergens (Pacific walrus), 3427 nucleotides. RefSeq names its product pyruvate dehyrogenase phosphatase catalytic subunit 1 (gene PDP1). Bases 1 to 1791 code for a protein of 596 amino acids. The record is from RefSeq and is a predicted model, not a curated record. Gene Ontology annotation, biological process: protein dephosphorylation. The transcript has 2 exons. Gene Ontology annotation, molecular function: protein serine/threonine phosphatase activity; cation binding. Lineage: Eukaryota; Metazoa; Chordata; Mammalia; Carnivora; Odobenidae.
AUGAGCAUCUCUGCCUUGCUUUCAAUGGGCCGGUGCUGCUGUCGCUGCUGCUGUCCGCGCGGGUUGUGGAUGUUGUCGGCUCCGUGUUGUGAUGACAGGAGAAUGUGUGUGUGUCCCGGGCCCAGACGAAUUGGAAUCCCCAUCAGGAGCUCCAGCCUGCCGCUGUUCUCUGAUGCCAUGCCAGCCCCGACCCAACUGUUUUUCCCUCUGAUCCGGAACUGCGAACUGAGCAGAAUCUAUGGCACUGCGUGUUACUGCCACCACAGACAUCUGUGCUGCUCGUCCCCGUACCUGGCGCAGAGCCGCCUGAGAUACGCGCCGCACCCGGCGUACGCUACCUUCUGCCGGCCCAAGGAGAGCUGGUGGCAGUACACGCAAGGAAGGAGAUACGCUUCCACGCCGCAGAAAUUUUACCUCACCCCUCCACAGGUCAACAGCAUCCUGAAAGCUAACGAAUACAGUUUCAAAGUGCCAGAAUUCGAUGGCAAAAACGUCAGCUCUGUCCUUGGGUUUGACAGCAAUCAGCUGCCUGCAAAUGCCCCUAUCGAGGACCGGAGAAGUGCAGCCACCUGCUUGCAGACCAGAGGGAUGCUUUUGGGGGUUUUCGACGGCCAUGCAGGCUGUGCUUGUUCCCAGGCGGUCAGUGAGAGACUCUUUUACUAUAUUGCCGUCUCUCUGUUACCCCAUGAGACUUUGCUAGAGAUUGAAAAUGCAGUAGAGAGCGGUCGGGCGCUGCUGCCCAUUCUCCAGUGGCACAAGCACCCCAAUGAUUACUUCAGCAAGGAGGCAUCCAAAUUGUAUUUCAACAGCUUGAGGACUUACUGGCAAGAACUUAUAGACCUCAACACCGGGGAGUCUACUGAUAUCGAUGUCAAAGAGGCUUUAAUUAACGCUUUUAAGAGGCUUGAUAAUGACAUCUCUUUGGAGGCUCAAGUUGGUGAUCCCAAUUCUUUCCUCAACUACCUGGUGCUUCGAGUGGCAUUUUCUGGGGCCACCGCUUGUGUGGCCCACGUAGAUGGUGUUGACCUUCAUGUGGCCAAUACCGGCGAUAGCAGAGCCAUGCUGGGUGUGCAGGAAGAGGAUGGCUCUUGGUCAGCAGUCACUCUCUCUAAUGACCACAAUGCUCAGAAUGAGAGAGAACUGGAACGGCUGAAAUUGGAACACCCAAAGAAUGAGGCCAAGAGUGUGGUGAAACAGGAUCGGCUGCUUGGCUUGCUGAUGCCUUUUAGGGCUUUUGGAGACGUAAAGUUCAAAUGGAGCAUUGACCUUCAAAAGAGAGUGAUAGAAUCAGGCCCAGACCAGUUGAAUGACAAUGAAUAUACCAAGUUUAUCCCUCCUAAUUAUUACACGCCUCCUUAUCUCACUGCUGAGCCAGAGGUAACUUACCACCGAUUAAGGCCACAGGAUAAGUUUCUAGUGUUGGCUACUGAUGGGCUGUGGGAGACGAUGCAUAGGCAGGAUGUGGUUAGGAUUGUGGGUGAGUACCUGACGGGCAUGCAUCACCAACAGCCAAUAGCUGUUGGCGGCUACAAGGUGACUCUAGGACAGAUGCAUGGCCUUUUAACAGAAAGGAGAGCCAAGAUGUCCUCAGUAUUCGAGGACCAGAACGCAGCAACCCAUCUCAUUCGUCACGCAGUGGGCAACAACGAGUUUGGCACUGUUGAUCACGAGCGCCUCUCCAAAAUGCUUAGUCUUCCUGAGGAGCUUGCUCGGAUGUACAGAGACGACAUUACAAUCAUUGUGGUUCAGUUCAAUUCUCAUGUUGUAGGGGCAUAUCAAAACCAAGAAUAGUGGGUGGAUCUUACCCUGGCCAUUCCCAAAUGAAAUAGAUUUCAAGAGCAGAUAGAAUUGUAAAAGAUACUAAGAUAAUAAACAUUUCCAGUGGGUCAUUCUAAGCAUUUACCCAUUUGAUAACUCUAGCUGGUCAAGUACUCCAAACUGACUUUGCAGCAGGGUGGCAGGAUCAGGGGAGUCUCCUUCUGCCUAGCUCGGACCUCACGGCACCUGCACUCGCGGCAAGUCAGUUCCUCGUUGCAAAUGUCUUGUGACAUUGGCUUCUUUUAUCCAUCUGAGAAAAUCAAGAUGACCUGGCAAGUAGGAUCUUGAAUGGGCCCAAUGCCAGGAUCUUGCUGGGCGUAUUCUCUUGGUAAAAGGGAAGAAACAUUACUGUUCAACCUGCAGACCCUUUUUGUCACUAAAAUUCCAAUGUACAUGAGAAUGUUUAUUUACUGCAUGAUUUCCUAGAUAGACAAUCUGUGCAUUAUUCAUAAAAAUUUAUUUUAGCCUGAAGUGGUUUUCAAACCCCGUACUUUAAGCCAUAAAUGACUGAGAACCAAGCAAUCUGAAUUUGUGUUUGUGAUUAUUUGACUGGAAUGCUUCUUAAAUGGAAAAACAAACUCUGCUCCCUUCCCCACCCCUGGUUACCUAACAUAAUCGAGAUAUUUUCUGCUUUGCCACACACUUGAAGAUGACAGUGUUUUUGGUUUCGUCCACUCUUAUAUUGAUGUUAAAAAAAGAUUUUUUUCGUUUGUAGUAAUGAAAUCAUUUCAUUUAGUGUGAAAUAAAAAGAUAAAAGAAGAGCCUGUUCAGUUCUUGUCAUUUGUAGCCACCAACACAGGCUUAUCUUGUAAUCCCCGAAGGUUUGACAUGCUGUGUGUGGUGGGUAAACUGCUGCCAGGAAAUCAUACUCCCCAUUCAGUAGUGAUAAGAAUGUUCCCCACUUUUGGAAUUUCAAGGCUGACAUAUAUAAAAUAAGUUUAAAUAUCAAAUUGGGGAGUAAGGUUUAAUAUUACUUUUGGGUGUUGAGGCCGGGGAGGGAGUUUUUGUUUUUCCCCAUGUAGACAUAGGUCUACGUUUAAGUAGUUAAAAUAUUUGGUUUAAAAAUGACUAAAUGCUUUAAACAUAUUGUAGCUUAUAAAUAGAAAUCUUAAGAUACAUACACAAGAAGUUUUAAAAGGUAACUGUUGUGCAUGCCUGAUGCUUAAUAGAUCCCUUAGUAGCAUCAAGUGUUGUUUGCAGCAGUCUCUGUAAUUAUAUGCAGUCCCUUCUAAUGCUGUAUCAAAGUAAAUGAAAAUAAAUAUAUUCAAAUUGGCUUUUUGGGAGCUUAUUUGAUAUGCAUCAAAUGGCAUUUGUCCUGUGUUUAAUGGUGAUCUGUGUACAGCUGUGCAUAUAUUUUCAUCACUUACUCUAGCCUCACUGUUAAGAGAAUGGCUAUGACUAUGUUUGAUAUUCACAUAGAUUUUAAGACAACACAUGAUCAGCUUUCCCUUGUACAAGUAGUUGAGGGGUUUUAGGAGUCUUUCCAAUUUCUGUAGAAUAUGAACUAGCUGUUCAAGGACUUCUUCUGGACUGUGGACACUAAAGGAAUGUAGAACUGACGGUAAAACUUGUUACCGCUGAAAAACAGAUUCAGGCAGCUUGUCGCUCA